Messenger RNA from Anastrepha ludens (Mexican fruit fly), 2135 nucleotides. RefSeq lists its product as uncharacterized. The transcript is spliced from 3 exons. The coding region runs from base 777 to 1919 and encodes 380 amino acids. The record is from RefSeq and is a predicted model, not a curated record. Lineage: Eukaryota; Metazoa; Arthropoda; Insecta; Diptera; Tephritidae.
GUGAUCGAAAAAAAACGGUUAACAGUGUUGUCAUUGGUUGCACUGAUCUCAUUGUUGGUGUACCUGAUAUUAGCUUUGUGCACAGCAAUGCUGUAUCAGUGCUAGUCUUAACUUUGCACGAUCUCUGUUGGUAAACAAAAGCGGAAUAAAUGGAAAUACCCAAAUAUGUUUAGCUUUGCAUGUAUUUCCAACACACAUGCACGUACUUGCUCGUAUGAAUGUGUUUGUACGCACAAGUGAAUGAAUUUGGUAGAAAAGUGCGAAAGAAAUUCCAAAAAGAAAUGUGCGCUGCGCCGCUUGGAGAGAUGGAGUUGGAGAUAUAUACCGUCACCAAUAGUCAAGAGCUGCGAAGCGUUGCGCUACCAACCUGGCUUGGUGGCUUCGUGCAGAUGAGUGAACCAGUCUUCGAGUGUGACUUGACUGAAACGGAACGUGGUUUGGCAACGAGUAGUGGCGUUGGUGGCGAUUACCCAGUUUUUUUUUUUUUAUGUUCGUAAUUUUUGAGGAAGAACUUAAAUUCAGCAUUUACGAGCACAUGCCGUUGCCGUGUUGAUAGAGAUUUGUGAAGCGUGCGAGAAAGUCGAACGUAUGUACGUUGUGUGAAUUUGAAGUUGGAAAAUAAAGUAGAGUACGAAAAUUACAAAAAAAAAAAAAUUAAAAACAAAAAAUUAAAAAAAUAGCAGAAAAUUGGAAAUUAAAUUGGCUUAACGUACAAAGUUUUCAAGAUAGGGAGCAAUCAAAGAGUACACUUUCGCACAUUGAAAGGACUUAGAAAAAUGUGUCGCUUAGAUUUUCCGAAGAGUGUCCCAUUAGUGCUGCUGUUAACUGCAUUCGCGCUCUGCUUACAGGGCCAAGCGGAUGCCGCUAAAAUAACAGCCACAAAGGCAACCAACACAAGCUUGAGUCACACAAAUUCGAGUAAUGCGGAACCAAUCAGUGCUACUGAGAAGCCAACAGCACCAUCAACAGUUGUUGUAUUGCCAGCUGGUGCAAUAGCUGAGGCAAAGUCAGCCCAUGAAAGUGGCACAGAAGUCGAUAGCAGUGACAAUGUAGAUAAUAAGGAUGCAAUAGCUACAAAGGACACUGAGGAUGAUGACGAUGACCAUGAUGAUGACGAUGACGAUGAUGAUGACGACGACGAUGAUGCAGAUGAGCAGGUGGAUGGUUCUAAGCCAUCGAAAAGUGCAACAGCGUUAACGGCAGCUGAGAAAGAUGACGACACAACUUCAACGUUCAGCGUUUGGGGUAUGGUGCGAAAUGUAUGGAAUUGGAUAAAAGACGAUUUGAGUGAAAGCCUCUUUGGUGAUGAGAAUGCUGAGGCAGCAGCUGCGACAAAAGCAUUGGUACGGCAAGUGCGCGAUGUCUCCGAUGCAGCAAAGGCGGCAGUAGAGAGUCGUACUUUUGGAAAAAUUCGGCGCCUACAAAUGGCUCUCAUUCCAUUAAUUUUUAAAUUUGGUGUACUCACCGCCAUGGUUGCUUUCCUUAUAAUGCUCGGCAUGAAAACACUAUUCCUGGUCAAAUUGCUUGUACUGAUGAAUGCUGCUGCCAUACUUGCGAAAUUCAUUACGUUGAAAUCAAACUUUGUGGGUCAUGAAUACUCUGCACCCACAUGGAACUAUCAGUCUUGGACGCCACAUUCAUCAGGUGGGUGGGCUGCCUCAGCGCCAGCGGCUACAUAUUCACAUGCGCAGGAACAUCAGCCAACAAAAGAAAUACACUUGCAUAUACAUGGUGGACAAGUGCAGGGUUAUGGUUCUGGUGGGCAUGGCAGUGUGAGUGGUGGACAUGGCUGGGAGAGUCGCAGUGAUCCUUAUGGUACAUAUGCACCUACGCACGACAGUGAAGCAGAUAGCGAACUUAAUAAUAGGGGUCCAGUUGCCAUGUUACCAUCCAGAUAUCCCACAAAUCAGCUGUACUAGUUGAAUGUUGGAUACGAGCAUAAGACAAUAGUCACUGAGUCAGGGUUUUCUCUUUAUUAAGAAUUAGCUUUAUUAAUUUAUUUUUAAUAUCUCUAAAUAAUAUUAAAUUUAUUAAAGCAAUUCAUUUGUAAAUAGUUUUAAAACGUCGAUAUGUAAUUUAGUAAUUUUAGUUGCAAAUGUAAUUAUUUAAUUAUAAAUCAGCCAGAAAGUGUUUAA